Dichomitus squalens LYAD-421 SS1 is the source of this 507-nucleotide messenger RNA. RefSeq lists its product as uncharacterized. NCBI's taxonomy places the organism in Eukaryota, Fungi, Basidiomycota, Agaricomycetes, Polyporales, Polyporaceae. The transcript has 2 exons. Bases 1 to 507 code for a protein of 168 amino acids. The record is from RefSeq and is a predicted model, not a curated record.
AUGGGUCGUUCUGAACCUCCAUGGGAAGUGUACGCCACAGCGCUGUUCCCGCAGGGGUACGGCUACCCUCUGUGGCAUCCUCAGCCCACGUACGACUCCUCUUUCGGGCUUUACGAGGUCGAGAUCGGGUCAGUCGGCUGGAUCCACGAAGGGCGGUUCCCUCAGCUGUUCAACGCGCGGAAACCUAGAGACGACCCGAUCAACGUCGGGAGGGUACCCGAGUCGUUCGAGCACUUCAGUCCCCCGAACAUAAUUGAACCGACCCCUAGACCUGUGAUCGUGAAGCCAUUUGUCACGUCCCGCUAUAUUCGUAUUCCCUCCGUCGAAGUCGAAGGUCUAUCCACAAUCCCCAAUACGUUGAUGUCUGUGUCUGCUGAGGAAAGCCUCUCCUUUAAGUGCAGCACGGGCACUGGCGCCUUACUCCUGCUCGGACCCCCUGCUAUGAAGUGUGCGCUCAGUCAGAGGCGACACAUCGUGAACUACCUGCGCAAGCAUGUAGACGCCUAG